AUGGGCAAGGCCGUCUCUGCACUCCUCGGUAAGGUCAAGGGAAGUCCACACUCCCUGUCGCAGGAAGAGCAUGUGGAGGGACACUCACCUACCCCCUUUGCUGCAGAGAAUAGAACCAUCAAGCUGGUAGAUGUGGAACAAGACCUCGCUGAUCGAAUGUACCUGGGCUAUCUCCAACACAUUUCCACUCGCUGGCCUCUUCUGCACACGCCUCACAUCGCUGAACUGCACUGCCACAAGGACGAGCUGGUCGACUUUAGAGACAAAAUGAUCCUGCACCUGAUCUACGCCAAUGGGGCACGAUACCUUGAGACGACGGGGGAGAAGUUGGCCUUUGUCCCCGAGCGACAUUAUAUGCUGCUACACAAGCUUUAG
This is a messenger RNA of Pestalotiopsis fici W106-1, 375 nucleotides long. RefSeq lists its product as uncharacterized. The transcript has a single exon. The coding region runs from base 1 to 375 and encodes 124 amino acids. NCBI's taxonomy places the organism in Eukaryota, Fungi, Ascomycota, Sordariomycetes, Amphisphaeriales, Sporocadaceae. The record is from RefSeq and is a predicted model, not a curated record.